AGCCACCACCACUUUGGGAUUCCACGGAAUGGUCUAAAGGCAAAUAAAUCAAUGCAGUUUUUUUUUUUUUUGAAAAAGAGAAUUCUUAUUUUGCAUGCCGGCACGUCAACUAGCACGUAGUCGGAAUCCCUCAUCUACUACUACUAUCCAAUAGCAAAUUAGUAUCUCACGUCAUGGUUAUCGUCUUCUAGGAUAUUGGAGUCUCUCUAAAGGGCGGAUGUCCCAUGAUUAUUUUGAGCUUCUGACGGAGUUAGUUUCGGGGACUUUUACAACAGUUAUUAUUUCGCCACCAAUAGACCAACUCACACGUCUCGGGUUUACGCCGUCUCCUUUUUGGUACACUUACUUUGCCAAGCCAUGGCGCCGUUAGGAAUCACCAAGACUAUUGAUGGUUUACGAAAGAAAAACUCCAUCCAUGGCAACAUCAGGGCGCCACAGCACAGAAAUGGUAUCAUAUCCCCGUUUACUUCCCCAUACACGAACCACAUGAGCGCCAACGAUGUCUGAAACAGGCUACACCAAAACACAGGAACAAUGGCCGGUUGCAGAUAAGCCUACAUCUCUAUUGGUGAGAGAAACAAAUGGGGCUAGAGAGCAAGGCUUCGGCGGCGCAUUCGAACGAACUGCUUGGCAGUUGGCUCUACAAAAAAUCCAACCGUUUUGGGGUAUAGUUCUAUCUUUGUGAGCACCCUUGUCUUGCGAGUGACGUCCCAACCCCAGACUUUGCUGAGUGGAGCCGAUUAAUGCAAAGGUACCAAAGGGGAAAGUCAUGGAGCGUUGGCGAAGAUUGUAAAUGUAUUAUACCAUUUCUCAAAAACGGUGGAUGCUGCCAGUGUAUGUCGUCAGUUUUGGCGAAGCGACUGGCAUAUUGGGGGGCAAUGGGCUUUCGUAGUCUAUCAACGACUUGCCUUCUACGGUACACGAUCAACAACACUGCUAUCAUUAAGUCCCUGGGCCAAGUAGUGUCUAGUCUAAUAUCUGGGAGCAUCACAAGACGAGCGUCAACGUCCAACAGCCGGCGCCUUGGUGGCAGGGUCACAGUAUACUUCCCCAGCUCAGUAGUCUAUGGGAGGUAAUCACCAGCAUCGCUAGAGCCCAAUUCAAGAGAAGAUGAGGCGAAGUGCAUACGGUGAAUAGAGCAGGGUGCACCUGCAUGCGUGCAUGACCAGAGGGAGCGAACGAACGGAACAUUCUCUGCACGCGACAACCUGAGAGUGCAUAGGCCCUCAGUCCAGCCCAACGCCACAGAAUGGAUUUCCCUGCCAUGGGCGUCCUGGCGCCCCCACCAAGAGAAGAAGGUUUCGGUCGAUUGCGCCUACCGUGUGGCACACCACCACGGUAGCGCCAAGACAAGCCAAAGCGACGCCAACCAAAAGUUCCAACCAACAGUGGCCAGGACCACCUCAGGGGAUGGCCGGGGAUAGUGCGUUCGGAGCUCCAAGACGGCCAAGCCAGCCUCCAGAGCACGAUGAUCUAGCCAAGGUUAUUGGCAUGUUGGGGCAGCAAUAAAAUCGACCUUGGCCCAACGACAUGGGAUGCAACAGCAUGGAAAAGAGCGAGCAACGCGGGCCCAAGGGCGAGCGAAAGACACGGCCAGGAAGCAUCCUAUCUAACAGACUAUUAGGUGCACAGAUAAGGGUGGUGCCGAACCGGGGCUGGAUGCCGCUAGCGCAUGGUUCCCCGCGCUGCCUUCUCUGUUUGGGCAGGCUCUAUUAAACAUUAAACAAGGUUUGCUCCACCCACAACGGCCCACCAUUCCACCGAGACUUCCCGCAGAUUGCGCCUUUGAUGGUGGUAGCGAGAGCCUCGCGCGAGGGAAGCCCGAAUCGGUGGCAAUGCUAAGGAACCCAAAGAGGAGCUCGCUUGUAAGGAGAGCCAAAGAAAAAUGCUCUGCCAGAAUGCGCAAAUCAAGAGAAUGAAACGAUGAAAGGAUAAUAUCGAGCGUGUUUGCGAGCAGCGCUAGGCAUAACCGUGUCAACUGUUAGAUCGAAGGGGAACAAAAGUCCCUCCUUAUCCUCGCAUCUCCCUUCCUCUUAGGAAACUGGUAAUUAUGCGACGCUCACCAACGGUUAAUAGUUGUCGACGCCCUCAGCCUCCAGGUCCUCCAUUAGCAAACAGGCUCCGUGGUCUAGGCUUGGCGUCGCCUCGAGCACGUCUUUAGCGUCGGCGCAUAGGCCUGAAUGAGAGCGUGUUGGACUAGUUUGGGGGUGGCCAUGUGAAGCAGGAGCAGAUAAUGAACGGCUAUGCAAACAACCGAAUUUAGAACUGGGCGGCAUUGUCCGAGGGGCGUUCCCCGUCUUGUUUUUAGCACCUGUCAACAAUACAGAAGGUUAAAUGUCUUGCGCUAGCCACGAGGGAACGAAGAUGGGAUGCAUCCAUUUUGUUUUCAGACAUCGGAUUCCUGCCGCCGGCAGAAUUGGGGUCAUCUUUUCAGCGGCCGUUCAGCUGUACAAUUUUAGUUGCUAAUUUCCCGCUGCGUUUCCUUUUGUGGCGAAGGCCUUUGGUAUCACAAAGUUUGUGAAGGGUGUUUUGCACAACUGGGCUCAGGCGCCGUAUCACACAGAGCAAGGUGAAGGGUUCUUUUGCCAGGUGCUUCCAUUUUUACGCCUCUGUUGCCACACAAUCGUUUUCCCGAUUGUCAUGUAAAUAGCCUGGGGGGAAGCCACAGCGCGAAUAGACCGCCACAGACUCUCCAUGAUAUGGUCACAAACGGAAGACGAGGCAGAAAUGUCCUGUUGGAGGUGUGCCGUUCUCCUCGUGGCAUACAUGAGAGUCGCAUACCCGUCGGUGCAGGCGUAAAAACGAGGCUUGCGGUGCCAAGCAGACCUUUUGAAAAGGAUGUUCGCCAAGAUACUACCAUGGGGGAGACCAACCAACCACGGCUCGGGGAUUGGUCGCAAUGUUCACGGAGUGAAGGGACCUUUGGAGAAGGAGUGACAGGAUGGCGCCCGCUUUCAGGCCUGCAGCGCAGAGAGCUAGCGAUUAAGGUCCACCAAGGAGAGGUUUUAGCAUAUGCGCCACAGCCAUUUUUGGCGGAUGGGUGCCCGUAGAUCCACCCCCGGGAUACCCUGUCCCGCGGUGGCCUCGCUGGUUUCGCUCACUAAGACACCCCACGCCAGGUGCCUGUCCGUCCCAGCUGGUGCCACUGCCAAUCGCGUGGGAAAGCAUAAAAUGUCACGACACACCCUUCCUCUUUUGCUUUCAGAGCAGUGGAAUCUUCUCGGCAGUUCCAUUGUUGUCAUUGUUGGCUUUGUUGUUGUUGUCUUGGACCGUGUCGCCAACAAGUUCAAGCUUCACACAGCUAGUCUAUUAUACCCUACUUUGGCAGAACAUUUGCCCACGCAUUGCAUACCACAAUCAUGGCUGAACACCGUGAGAAUCGGGACGAGCAUGUCAUCGCUCCCGAGCCUCAGGGCGGAGUGUUUGACGAGAAGAAUCUCGCAAAGGCCACCACACAUGACAGAGAAGUCAUGGAGCAUACCGACAAUCAGCAGGCAGAGCGUGAUCUCAAUGUCACCGAGGACGAUCUGCUCGAAGCAAAGGAGCUGGCCGCAUCCUACACGCUUGAGCAAACUCGCGCUAUGAUGCAGCAGGUCUGGAACUUGCACAAACGUGACCCCAACUUCCCCCAGUCUAUUCUAAACACCAUUGAGGAAUUCUUGGGCAACGACAACAUCAUGGAAAACCCUGAGAAGCACGAGCAGCUCAUCAACGAAAUGAAGAUUGAAGCCGCGCUCAUCACAAACAACUCCCCUUACGCCGAGGUCCGCUCCGUCGUCGACAACCACGACGAUCCCAACAUGCCCUGCUCCACCAUCCGCGCCUGGGUCAUUGGCAUCUUCUUUAGCUGUGCCAUUGCCUUCCUCAAUGGUUUCUUUGAAAUCAGAUACCCCUCCAUCACUGUGACCCAAAACGUUCCUCAGCUGCUCGCCUACCCCGUCGGCGUCCUCUGCGCCAAGUUCCUACCAGACUGGGGCUUUACCAUGUUUGGUGUCCGUCACAGCCUCAACCCGGGCCCCUUCAACAAGAAGGAGCACAUGCUCAUCACCAUCAUGGCCAGCAUUUCCAAGUCAUCCCCCUACACCAACUAUCUGGUUUGGAUUCAGUACCUUGACCAGUGGUUCGGCCAAGCCUGGGCACUUAGCUUCGGCUACCAGAUCCUGAUCGCCCUCUCUACCAACUUCAUCGGUUACAGCAUGGCUGGUCUUUGCAGACGUUUCUUGGUCUACCCAGCUUACUGUGUCUGGCCCGAGUCGUUGGUCACUAUUGCUCUCAACACUGCCUUCCACAGCGACGACAACCCCACUGUCUUGGGUCCGUUCAAGAAGAUGUGGGCUAUGUCACGCAUGAAGUUCUUCGCCAUCACCUUCAUUGGCAUGUUCCUCUUCUUCUGGCUUCCCAAUACCGUCUUCCUUGCUCUUAGCACCUUUGCCUGGAUGGCUUGGAUCGCUCCCAAAAACAGGGAUCUUGCUACCAUUACCAGCAACGCUGCCUCUGUCGGACUCGGCUUUAACCCGUUGCCAACUUUCGAUUGGACCGCCAUCACCUAUGUUGUUGACCCCCUCAUGGUUCCUUUCUUUUCCACCUUCAACACCUUCAUUGGCAUGUUCUUCUCUGGUUUCAUCAUCAUGGCUCUCUACUAUACCAACACCUGGGGUACUGCUUCCAUCCCCAUCACUUCCAACAAGCCAUGGGAUCGAUUCGGAGUCAAGUACAAGGUUCGCACCAUUCUUGACGAGCACGGCAUCAUUGACAUGGAGAAAUAUAACGCAUACUCUGCUCCCUAUCUCUCGGCAGGCAGCAUCACUUCCUACAUGUUCUUCUUCGCUGCUUACAGUGGUGUCCUCACGUAUGCUGCUCUCUAUCACCGUGUCGAAAUCAUGAUGGGUUUCCGCAACCUGGUUGACAGCUUCCGCCCUUCUAAGAAGAAGGAGGUUGAGGAUGGUCGCAUUCUCGAUGUUCACAACCGUCUCAUGCAAUCCUACAAAGAAGUUCCUGAGUGGUGGUACUUCAUUACCCUCGUCCUGUCCGUUGCCUGCGGCUGUGCUGCCAUCGCCGCCUGGCCAACUUACACCUCCGUGGGUGUCGUUUUCUACGGUAUUCUCCUCUGCGCCAUCUUUGUCAUCCCUACCGGUAUUGUCUACGGUAUGACUGGUAUUCAAGUCACGCUCAAUGUGUUGGCUGAAUUCAUCGGUGGUUCGUUCGUCGAGGGCAACGCCUUGGCCAUGUGCUUCUUCAAGUCCUACGGAUACGUCACCUGUGCUCAUGCUCUCUCAUUCAGCAAGGACCUUAAGCUUGCUCACUACGUCAAGAUUGCCCCAAGAUUCACGUUCUGGGCUCAAAUGGUCCCUACCCUAGUGACCACGUUCCUCUACGUCGGCAUUGUCCAGUACCAGGUGCACCUAAAGAACGUUUGCACUUCAGAGGCCCCCUUCGCGUUCACUUGCCCUGGUGAGAACACCUUCUUUACAGCUGCCGUUCUCUGGGGUACCGUUGGUCCCAAGAGACUCUGGGGUGUUGGUGGUACAUAUUCACCCACUCUCAUUGGAUUCCCUCUCGGUGUCGUCCUCGUCCUCGUUUUCUACUUCCUUAACAAGGCUUUCCCCCGAAGCGCCUUUCUCCGCAAUGCUCACCCCGUUGUCAUGAUUGCUGGUGUCUUGAACUGGGCUCCGUACAACCUUGCAUUCAUCUGGCCUGCUGUUCCCGUUGCUGCCUUUUCGUGGCUUUGGAUCAAGCGCACCUUCCUGGGUCUCUGGUCAAAGUACAACUUUGUUCUUUCAGCGUCCUUCUCUGCCGCAUGCGCCCUUUCUGCUCUCAUUCAGUUCUUCAGCAUCGCCUACAAUGACGUUCCCAUCAAAUGGUGGGGCAACGAAAUUGUAGAGACUGGUUGCUACUCCGAAGGCUGCCUUCUCAAGCCUAUGGCCAAGGGACAGUCCUUCGCACCUGCACCAAACGGAACUUGGUAGUCAAGAGGCCAUUAGGAAAAUGUGUAAUGUUGAAACUUUAUAUAUUGCCUGGAGCAUUUAUGAAUUUGCUCAUUUAUGAUUUAUGCGCCUACAUAUAGGGCAGUAGGUUCAUUAUCUUUGUAUUUAGGUGUACCUAGUUUGAAUAUACCAGAGUAGUCCCUUAGGGCGAUCUACAAAUCGGUGAUCUGAAGUCUUGUCUCCUCCGUAGUCGUCGUACAGCAGCUACUACGGCUUGAGUAUACCUACACUAAGUACUCUCAUCAAAUCCCAGAGAGUAUAGACAUCAAGCAAUCGCUAGGUCCAAGUCUAUCUCCAGCAUACAUGUCACAGAGCAAUGAGGUGAAACGUAAUUCAAGUUUAAAAAAAUUUGUAAU
Molecule: messenger RNA, 6340 nt
Organism: [Torrubiella] hemipterigena
Lineage: Eukaryota; Fungi; Ascomycota; Sordariomycetes; Hypocreales; Clavicipitaceae
Source: the annotation of a GenBank genome assembly